AUGGCCUCCCGCGACCCGCCCGACCUGCCGGACUUCGGGCUGCUGAAGCGCCUGGCGCGGGAUCAGCUGGUCUACCUGCUGGAGCAGCUGCCCGGCAAGAAGGACCUCUUCCUGGAGGCCGACCUGAUGAGCCCGCUGGACCGCAUCGCCAACGUCUCCAUCCUGAAGCAGCACGACGUGGACAAGCUCUACAAGCUGGAGAAGAAGCCGGCGCGCAGCUCCAACGACCAGUUGUGCUUCCUGCUCCGUCCGCGCCUCUCGAGCGUCAGGCUGGUGGCGGAGUUGGUCAACGCCGACAAAGCGGCCGGUCGGGCGCGCAAAUACAAGAUCAUCUUCAGCCCCCAGAAGUUCUACGCAUGUGAGCUGGUGUUGGAGGAGGAAGGGAUCUAUGGUGAUGUGACCUGGGAUGAGUGGUCCUUCUCCCUCCUCCCUCUGGAUAACGAUAUCAUCAGCAUGGAGCUGCCAGAGUUCUUCCGGGAUUAUUUUCUGGAAGCGGACCAGCGGUGGAUCAGCACAGUGGCCCAGGCUUUGCAGCUGAUGAACUCUCUCUUCGGCCCAUUCACCAAGACCUAUGGAAUUGGGCGGUGUGCCAAGAUGGUCCAUGAGCUUUGGCGUGAACUAGCUGAAGAGAGCGAGGCUGACAACAUGGGUCGGAAACCAGAGAUUGGCCACAUCUUCCUCAUAGACAGAGAUGUGGAUUACGUCACAGCCCUUUGCUCUCAGGUGGUCUAUGAAGGCCUGGUGGAUGACACCUUCCGCAUAAAAUGUGGAAGUGUGGAUUUUGGUCCAGAUGUUACCUCCUCUGACCAAAGCAUUAAAGUUCUGCUGAAUUCCCAGGACAAGGUGUUCAACGAAAUUCGCAACGAGCACUUCUCCAACGUGUUUGGUCUCCUCAGUCAGAAGGCCCGGAACCUGCAAGCCCAGUAUGACCGACGGCGGGGGAUGGAUAUCAAGCAAAUGAAGAGCUUUGUCUCUCAAGAACUGAAGGGCCUGAAACAAGAACAUCGCUUGCUGAGUCUCCAUAUUGGGGCCUGCGAGUCCAUCAUGAAGAAGAAAACCAGACAAGAUUUCCAGGAAUUGUUGAAGACGGAACAUGCCCUUCUGGAAGGGUUUGAUGUCCGGGAGAGCAUCAGCUUCAUCGAAGAGCACAUCGACCGGCAGGUUACCCCGAUUGAGAGUCUGAGGAUGUUGUGCCUGCUGUCGAUCACGGAGAAUGGACUUUCUCCCAAGGACUACCGCUCCCUGAAAACCCAGUACCUGCAGAGUUACGGACCAGAGCACCUGCUGACCUUCCACAACCUGAAGCACUUGGGGCUCUUGACGGAGCAAGUCUCCGGUGAGACUCUGACGGCUGUAGAGAACAAAGUCAGCAAGCUGGUGACGGAUAAAGCGGCAGAAAAGCUGUCAGAUGCCUUCAGUUCCCUGGCCAGGAAGAACAAUUUCCGAGCUAUAAGCAAGAAACUGGGCCUGAUCCCAUGUGGGGAUGGAGAAUACGACCUGAAAGUGCCCCGGGACAUGGCCUACGUGUUCAGUGGCGCCUAUGUGCCCCUCAGUUGCAAGAUAAUGGAGCAGGUGCUGGAGCGCAGGAGCUGGCUGGGCCUGGAAGAGGUGGCGAGGCUGCUUGGGGGCCAUGAGUUUGUCACAGGUGCGGAAGAGCCUCGGCUUCCAGGCCCCCAGCAAGUCGUCCUGGCAGUCUUCUUAGGAGGCUGCACCUUGUCUGAAGUUGCCGCUCUCCGCUUCCUUGGCAAAGAAAGAGGGCUCCGGUUCAUAAUCUUGACGACGGCCAUCACCAACAGUGCUCGCCUGCUGGAAUCCACCAUGGAGAUGAGGAUGUGACUGCAUCAAGGGCAACCCAGAGGAACUUUCCUUGGGAGAGGAAGUGUCUAGCAAGGCAACGAAAUGUGCAGCAGUGAAAAGAAAUUAGAAUGGCUUCAGUGAAAGGAAGAAAGCCCAGAAUUUCAGACAGCUCUUUUCUCCUCGCCCAGGAAAAGUGGAUGAAGAAAAACCCUCUUUAGACUGGAAAAACCCUACACGGCCCAGUCCCCCCAUAUUUUCAGCCUUCAGCUAUCCUUUUCUUCUGCAACAAAUGGGUCCGUGUAUAAUGUGCAUAAACAUCUUCCCAGAAACCACAGGAAUAGAACAAAAUAAAACAU
Protobothrops mucrosquamatus (brown spotted pit viper) is the source of this 2153-nucleotide messenger RNA. RefSeq names its product VPS33B late endosome and lysosome associated (gene VPS33B). Lineage: Eukaryota; Metazoa; Chordata; Lepidosauria; Squamata; Viperidae. The coding region runs from base 1 to 1836 and encodes 611 amino acids. Gene Ontology annotation, biological process: intracellular protein transport; vesicle-mediated transport. The record is from RefSeq and is a predicted model, not a curated record. The transcript is spliced from 24 exons. Gene Ontology annotation, cellular component: CORVET complex; lysosome.